This is a messenger RNA of Cinclus cinclus, 1095 nucleotides long. RefSeq names its product proline rich and Gla domain 3 (gene PRRG3). The transcript is spliced from 7 exons. Gene Ontology annotation, molecular function: calcium ion binding. NCBI's taxonomy places the organism in Eukaryota, Metazoa, Chordata, Aves, Passeriformes, Cinclidae. The record is from RefSeq and is a predicted model, not a curated record. The coding region runs from base 1 to 1095 and encodes 364 amino acids. Gene Ontology annotation, cellular component: extracellular region.
AUGACUGGCACCCUGCCAGUGCCCACCCUGGGGGCCAGACUGCCCUAUGUGGCCGGUGGCACCGGGGCUCUGCGUUCUGUGGAAGCUGCCGAGCUCAGCCCCACCCCGAGAGCCAGCUGUGAAGGUGGAGGCAGUAGCCACGCUGGGGAGGAGGACCCCAGGGAUGACAGGCUCAAGUGCCAAGGAGGGGAGAGUUUAUACCACGGCCUGAUCAAGGUGGGAGGCAAAGAAGCAAAGGGGCAGAAAGAUGAAAUCCAUCAGGGGCAGGAGCACCUCAGCCCUGAGAGGAGGGCUCCUGGUGCCAUAUGUUUCUGGGCAGACCCCAAGAGUCCUGUGCCCCUUUGGCUGUCCUACCUGCUGUCCUACCUGAUUAGUGUCUCUGCCUUGUGUGUUGCAGUGUUCUUGGGGGCCAGGAAUGCCCACUCGCUCCUGAAACGCUUUCCCAGAGCCAAUGGCUUCCUGGAAGAGAUCCGGCAGGGCACCAUCGAGCGGGAGUGCAUCGAGGAGGUCUGCAGCUACGAGGAGGUCAAGGAGGUGUUUGAGAACAAGGAGAAGACGAUGGAGUUUUGGAAAGGCUACACCAGCUCUGUGUACUCUGUCAAGGACCCUGGGCACAGCACGGAGCGCUCUGACGCUAUGUACGUGGUGGUGCCCCUCUUGGGAGUGGCUCUUCUCAUAGUCAUCGCCCUCUUCAUCAUCUGGAGGUGCCAGCUGCAAAAGGCCACCCGCCACCGCCCUUCCUAUGCCCAGAACCGUUACCUGGCCAGCCGGACGGGCCGCAGCCUCCCCAGGGUCAUGGUGUACCGGGAGCGGUCGCAGAGCCAAGGGGAGACCCAGUACCAGCGGGAAGCCAGCAACAGGGGCGCUGGGGAUGGCAGAGCCGGGGGCACCCCCCAGCCAGACAGCACCCUCUGUCCACCAGAGCAUUCUGUCUCCAUCCUUUCCAGACUGUCCAGUGCCACCCCUCCACCUUCCUAUGAGGAGGUGACGGGCCAUCCGGAGAGCAGCAGUGGCGAGGAGACCAGCGUCUCCUACAAUGAGCCUCCGCCCAAGUACGAAGAGAUCGUGGCCACGGCCCCUGCCGCGGGCAAAUAG